Sinocyclocheilus grahami is the source of this 872-nucleotide messenger RNA. RefSeq names its product digestive organ expansion factor-like. The transcript is spliced from 3 exons. Gene Ontology annotation, cellular component: nucleolus; small-subunit processome. The coding region runs from base 101 to 643 and encodes 180 amino acids. Gene Ontology annotation, biological process: maturation of SSU-rRNA from tricistronic rRNA transcript (SSU-rRNA, 5.8S rRNA, LSU-rRNA). The record is from RefSeq and is a predicted model, not a curated record. NCBI's taxonomy places the organism in Eukaryota, Metazoa, Chordata, Actinopteri, Cypriniformes, Cyprinidae. Gene Ontology annotation, molecular function: U3 snoRNA binding; rRNA binding.
CAGAUACUGUUGUUCAUCUUUCACUCAGGUGUGCAGUAAAACUAUUCCAAAGGUGGGCUCAAUCUGUCAGGUACUGGUGCAGUUGCCACAUGUAUUCCAGAUGUUUCACUCUGACAGCUUCAUGGACCAGGAUGCCAGGUUCCAGUUCUUUGUGGAAAAGAUCCUGCCCCAGUACAGAGACUCUGUCAUGUCCCACACUUUCAUCUAUGUGCCAUCGUAUUUUGAUUUUGUUCGUCUGCGGAACUACCUGAAGAAGGAAGAUGUCAGUUUCGCUAGUGUCAGCGAGUACUCACAGAGAUCAGAGGUGUCUCGAGCACGACAUUACUUCCAGAAAGGAGAAAAACAGUUUAUGCUUUUCUCUGAGAGAUUCCACUUCUACAAGAGAUACACUAUCAAGGGCAUCCAUAACCUGAUAUUCUACGGGUUGCCUACAUAUGCUCACUUCUACAGUGAAGUGUGUAAUAUGCUUCAGGCUGGUGUCAGAGAGGGUGGUGCUUCUGUCAGCUUCACCUGCACAGCCCUGUACUCCCGAUAUGACAUGCAUCGUCUGACUGCUAUCACUGGGGUCGACCGUGCCGCUCAGAUGCUCCAGUCUAAAAAAACAGUGCACCUUUUCAUCACAGGGGAGGAGAAAAACACAUGAACGGGUACUGUGAAAAGCACAUGUGACAUUUUCAACCUCUCAGACAAAGAAAGUAAUCCGUGUUUAUGAUAAUGGACACUUCUUCAGAUAUACAACUCAAGUCUUCUUCAAAUAAAAUUCAGUCAUUUGACUAAAUGUAAUGUUCUUGUUCGCAUGUCUUUUUGUUCUUUUUUUAAUAUAAAGUCUUCUUUCACUGAAGUCACAUCCCAUAUCUUUGUCUCCAAUGUGU